AGCCAGCUGAGAGAAAGGGUAGAGAAGACAAGAUGGCGGAGUGAGUGGGUUGCGCUUUGUACAUACGGUUGCGACCCUCGAAGUUUGUCACAAACCACUUGAAGGGACUAAAAAAGCCCGAAGAACCAACGCCGCCACUGGGAUUGUACUCGACGCGGCGCCUUCUGCCCCUCAGCACGGAGGAGGGACAGACGUUUUUUUGUUUUUUUCCCUUCUCCGCGGCGGCUAGAUGCUAACGUUGGCUAGCGUCCGAUUCGAAUAGGGCUGCUACUUCGAGGUGGCUGGUGGCGAGGGCCGUGCGUGAGGUCGGAGGGAGCUGUUGAUUUUUAUUCCUAGAGGCUCUCGCGGGCGACACUCCGUGUCUCUCGGAGGGUUUUUAUUGGUACUUGGUGGUCCCGUCGAGAAAGGGAACACCGCCAGGGGGGAAAUCUAUUUUCCACGGGGCCUGUUUGUGUUUGUUGUCGAGGGGGCAGCAGCUCGUCGCCAAGUGGACGCUCGGGACUCUGUAUGUCCUGCUGACACCUGGCCCAGGCCGUCACACACAGUUCCGUAAAGCGAGUCGAGCGGAGGUCGUCGUCCGGCGGACGCGAUGGCGAGCAGCAGCGGCUCCAAAGCCGAGUUCAUCGUCGGUGGGAAGUACAAGCUCGUGCGGAAGAUCGGAUCGGGGUCUUUCGGCGACAUCUAUCUGGCCAUCAACAUCACGAACGGAGAGGAGGUAGCUGUAAAGCUGGAGUCACAGAAAGCCAGACACCCACAGUUGUUAUACGAAAGCAAGCUGUACAAAAUCCUACAAGGGGGUGUCGGGAUCCCACACAUCAGGUGGUAUGGCCAAGAGAAGGACUACAAUGUCCUAGUCAUGGACCUACUUGGACCCAGUCUGGAGGAUCUGUUCAACUUCUGCUCUCGCCGCUUCACCAUGAAGACGGUCCUCAUGCUGGCAGACCAGAUGAUCAGCAGAAUUGAGUAUGUACACACAAAGAACUUCAUCCAUAGAGACAUCAAACCAGACAACUUUCUCAUGGGCAUCGGUCGUCAUUGUAAUAAGUGUUUAGACUCGUCAGUGGGGAAGAGGAAAAGAAGCUUGGCUGUUAGCUCUUCUCAGGACCCAUCUUUCUCAGGAUUAAACCAGUUGUUCCUUAUCGACUUUGGUUUGGCGAAGAAGUACAGAGACAACCGAACACGACAGCACAUCCCCUACAGAGAAGACAAGAACCUGACUGGCACAGCACGCUAUGCCUCCAUCAAUGCUCAUCUUGGCAUCGAACAGAGUCGCCGUGAUGACAUGGAAUCACUAGGCUAUGUGCUGAUGUACUUCAACAGAACCAGUCUGCCAUGGCAGGGAUUAAAGGCUGCCACAAAGAAGCAGAAGUAUGAGAAGAUCUCGGAGAAGAAGAUGUCCACCCCUGUUGAGGUCCUCUGUAAGGGUUUCCCAGCAGAGUUUGCCAUGUAUCUGAACUACUGCCGUGGCUUGCGCUUUGAGGAGGCUCCAGAUUACAUGUACCUACGCCAACUGUUCCGCAUCCUCUUCAGGACACUGAACCACCAGUAUGACUACACAUUUGACUGGACCAUGUUGAAACAGAAAGCUGCCCAGCAGGGGGCCACCACCGGGGGCCAGGGCCAGCAGGCACAAACCCCCACAGGCAAGCAAACUGACAAACCCAAGCCUAACAUGAAAGGUUUCUGAGUGUGUCUGCAGGAGCGUUGGUGACCAGGACCAACACGUGUUCCUUCCUGGACAAGCGACAAACAGAAAGUCUGUGUCUCUCCUUCCAUAAUAAUCAUCUAUGUAAUGGCAAUGUAUAGAUUGACACACGCCUUUGUCCGCUGUGUUCUCUAUAUAUUCAUGUGUAUAUAUAAUGAAACUCCACUCUAAAGAAAAAGCAGUUUUUUUGGAUGUGGAUGCUGUAGCCCCCUGCCCCACCCCAGUCCCAUCACCCCACCUACUCCUCCUCCUCAGUGUUGACUCUUUGUAAGGUUUCUUUGAAAACUCCAGUUAACAAGUUAGUCAGCUGUCCCUGUUUUUCUCUGCCAGUGGAAACAUCUCAGCAUUUCUCCUCCUUCACUCCUUAAUUAUUUCACUCCCAAAUGUUCCAAAAUGUAAACCCAACAACUCUUCUCCCCUUUUUUUUUCCUCCAAUAAUUGAAUGAUGCAACCCUGGAUGUUAUUUACUGAAAAAGCAAUGUCUAUUUUUCUUGUUUUCUUUUUGUUUUCCUAUGGUGAUUAGGAGUUUGCCUGUUGAUGAUAUAAGCAGCUAAAGGCAUCUGUCAGUGGUAGAAUGAUACUCUGGCUCUCUCCCUCUUUCUUUAGAGCUCUGAAUGAUUAUUAAAUCUGUUGUACAACCUUUGGUCUUCUCCAAAAAUACCAAUAAAAACAUUACAUAACUCGGA
Molecule: messenger RNA, 2391 nt
Organism: Scophthalmus maximus (turbot)
Lineage: Eukaryota; Metazoa; Chordata; Actinopteri; Pleuronectiformes; Scophthalmidae
Gene: csnk1a1
Product: casein kinase 1, alpha 1
Exons: 11
Coding region: 590-1687 (365 amino acids)
Biological process (GO): signal transduction; peptidyl-serine phosphorylation; negative regulation of canonical Wnt signaling pathway
Cellular component (GO): cytoplasm; nucleus
Molecular function (GO): protein serine/threonine kinase activity; ATP binding
Source: RefSeq, a predicted model, not a curated record